Onychostoma macrolepis is the source of this 3389-nucleotide messenger RNA. RefSeq names its product purinergic receptor P2X, ligand-gated ion channel, 3a (gene p2rx3a). Lineage: Eukaryota; Metazoa; Chordata; Actinopteri; Cypriniformes; Cyprinidae. Gene Ontology annotation, cellular component: plasma membrane; nuclear inner membrane. Gene Ontology annotation, biological process: response to ATP; monoatomic cation transmembrane transport. The record is from RefSeq and is a predicted model, not a curated record. Gene Ontology annotation, molecular function: ATP binding; purinergic nucleotide receptor activity; extracellularly ATP-gated monoatomic cation channel activity. The transcript has 12 exons. The coding region runs from base 1258 to 2514 and encodes 418 amino acids.
AAAAUACAAAGAAGAUUAUUCUGUUGAGUUUUCUGUGAUUGAAGCAUUGAAUGCUAACAAACUUUGUUUGAAAUUGUCUUAAAAGGAGAAAACAUUGCUUGUAUCAGUUGCAUGAUGCCCCUUGCCCAUAUUGUGAAUCCUGCCCUGAAACAGUAGUUCCAUCCCCUAUUUUUAUGCGCAUUUUGGGAGAUCGCAUUAAAAAAACACUGGAUGGAAAUGCCAAGGUGUGCAUAAAUUCUGAAAAUGCAACUAAGUACGAUAAAUUUCUUAUCCGGUAAGAAAACAUGCGCAUAAACUACGAUGGAAACACUUUUACCGAAUAAAUUCCUUAAUGCGCAUCCAAAAAGUCAUGUGACUUUGCGAUGGGACGACAUAAAACUGGACCAAUCAAUAGACCGAUCUCAUUUCUCGACAUCUGAAAUGCUAGUUUUUCUUCGUAAUAUUUAGCGGAAGUUAAUCAGGAAGUGAAGAUUUUGUUCUCUUCAACUCACUGAAUGAAAAAAAUGCUUUAUUCGCAAAUGUUUAAUGCGAUAUUCCAAUUUUGUUUAAUUCGUAACUUGGGUUGGAAACAAUUAUGACACUUUCUAUUUCUAAGGAAACAUAUACAGUCCUAAACAAUAGCAGAUUUUGAAUGAUUGACUGGAUAGCAAUGCCACAAGGCUGAACAGUUUGUAAAAUUGUACCAUUUACUUGUGAAACACUUACGUGUGAAAAAAGUGCCAACAUGAUUGCGAUUCUAAUGAAAACAACAAUGCCAAUGCAUAUUGUGACUUUGUAUGUGUGAUGAAAACGUCAAACAAAAGACAAAUUGUAACGAAAUACAGAGUUGCAAUAAAGAAUACAUUAAAUUCAUGCUUUAUUUACAGUAAAAGACAAUAUGCGUGCCCUUUUGCUCAUAUUCCGCACUUUCACAAAUCAGCUGUUAAAAUUAGACAUAGUAAUGUGUUUGUAUUUAUAAAAGGUUUGGUUUGUAAAAAAAAAAAAGAGACAUUUCCUUUAAAUAAAGCUGGAAAGAGAUGAGCAAAUGAGCAGGCAAUUAGGCAAAUGGACAGUCAAGGCCCUUGGGGGCCACAGAGAGAAGAGGCAUGAACACGAAAAGGGGAGGGAAAAUGUGGUCGACAUUUUUUUCUUUUUUUUUAAAUACACCAAGUAAAAUAAAAUCUCUCAUUCAGCAGACGAACAAUAGUGCGGAACACACUCAGCUCAAGAGUUUCUCUAGCUUACGCUUGUUAAUAUUACACAACACACACUUCUACUAUGGCUCACAGAGUCCUGCACUUCAUCUCUGACUUCUUCGUCUAUGAAACAGCCAAAUCGGUUGUGGUGAAGAGCUGGUCUGUUGGAAUCAUCAACCGCGUCGUCCAGCUGUUAAUUAUUCUGUAUUUUAUCUGCUGGGUGUUUAUUCAUGAAAAAGGACAUCAGAUGCGGGACACGGGAAUCGAGUCUGCGGUCAUGACCAAAGUGAAGGGCCUGGGCAAAUUUAACAACCGUGUGAUGGAUGUGGCAGACUAUAUAGUUCCCUCACAGGGUGGUUCCUCCUUCUCUAUCAUCACCAGCAUGGUCAUCACAGCCAAUCAGACGCAAGGACGAUGCCCUGAGACUGAUAAUAUGUUUAAUUGCACUACUGAUGAUGACUGCAUAGCACAUCUGGGCUCAAAUUUAGGAAAUGGUAUUAUAACGGGCACAUGCUUGAACAAUGAUAAUGGCACAACAGGAUGGUGUGAAAUUGAAGGCUGGUGCCCUGCAGAGAAUGACAACGUUUCAGAAAACCCAAUGAAAGAGGUGGAGAACUUCACCAUCUUCAUCAAGAACAGCAUUCGCUUCCCUCAGUUUAACGUCAAAAGAGGCAAUUUCCCUUCAAGCCUAAACCACUCUGACAUUAAGACCUGUUAUUACGACCCGGUGGACAAUCCGUUCUGUCCGAUCUUUAAAGUGGGAAAUAUCCUGAGAGACAUCAAUCAAAGUUUGGACAGCAUUAUUGACAAAGGAGGAGAGAUUGGUAUUAACAUCAAUUGGAAGUGUAAUCUGGAUUAUAAUGCGAUGCACUGCAAUCCCAAGUACUUCUUCACACGCUUGGAUGCUGCUUUUGAGAACAGCGCUGCCUCUAAAGGAUAUAACUUCAGGUUUGCUAAAUACUAUCAGUCUGAAGAUGGGACUGAGCAUCGAACGCUUCAUAAAGCUAAAGCAAUUCGCGUUGAAAUAAUCGUGUCUGGCAAUGCAGGGAAGUUUAGCACUGUGCCGUUUCUGAUUAAUUUGGUGGCAGCUCUCACUUCAGUGGGACUGGCUACUGUGUUCUGUGACAUCAUCCUUCUCAACUUUCAUAAAGGGGCGGAUGAGUACAAAGCAAAGAAAUUUGAAGAGGUGUCGGGUAUUGUGUCCGAGUCAGCAAACAACAGACUCUAUGAGGGAAGCCAGAUGUCAAUCAAAGCAUUGGAGAAGAGCCCAAAUGACUCCGGGACCUUUUCUAUCGGACGACAGGAGUCACACAGCCAGUCAAACCAACAUAAUAAAUAAUAUACCUACUUCUAGAUUUGUGAUUUUAUGCACUUUCUUCAGGGAACAGUAUACAAAUAGUAAUUUGUUGUAAGUCUGUGAACCUUUAGGGCUUGGUUUGUUAAAACAAAUUUAAAUAAAGGCUUUCUUCAGUCUACCACAAACACUGAGAAAACACACAUCUAUGCGUACACUACCAGUCAAAAGUCUGUACACACCUGAUCAUUAUUAUUAUUUUAGAAUUAACACAACUUUGAAAUAACACAAAUGUACGUAUGAAACAUAUUUUAAAAAAUAUUAAACAAAACAUUGUAUUUCUCUUUUCAUAUCUGAGCUUAAAAAAUAUUAAAGGAGUUUCCACGCUGGACACAUCUGCUUUACAAGAAAUUCACAAAUGAUCACAAUUUACUGUAUAUUUGUAUGCAAAAUUUAAAUUUAAGCUUCCUUAGAUAAAAGUAUGUCUGAUAGUGAAUAUAUACAAACAGUAAAUAAGCAGCAGUGCAUUAAAUUUACAAAGAACAGUAAUUUAUUCAUUAAGUAAUAGAUAAUUGUUCAGCAUAUAAAAUGAACGAAGAAAAUGAUGAUGUGAGUAUAUACACUAUUCCUUUCAGAAGCUAAAAGUAUACAUGGUUAUUUUGUGUAUUUAACGUCAAUUAUUUGUCUAAAUCAUCUUGAUUUUCAUACUGUUGACUUUAUUUACUUGAACUAUGCCCUUGAGAUUGCAAGUAUUGUUACCUUAGAAAAUAAACUGCACAACAUCCUUGCACAUUAAGUUAAAUAUUUCUAUUGUUAUUCUUAUGACAUUUUACUGUAAUGUAAUGGCAUAUCAAAUUAAUGCUGGCAUAUCACAGUCUCAUUAAAAUGAUUUUUUUCAGAACGUAAUAAUGAUAAUUGUU